Molecule: messenger RNA, 4313 nt
Organism: Puntigrus tetrazona (Sumatra barb)
Lineage: Eukaryota; Metazoa; Chordata; Actinopteri; Cypriniformes; Cyprinidae
Gene: ntrk1
Product: neurotrophic tyrosine kinase, receptor, type 1
Exons: 17
Coding region: 368-2761 (797 amino acids)
Biological process (GO): nerve growth factor signaling pathway; positive regulation of kinase activity; cellular response to nerve growth factor stimulus
Cellular component (GO): signaling receptor complex; axon; plasma membrane
Molecular function (GO): transmembrane receptor protein tyrosine kinase activity; neurotrophin receptor activity; neurotrophin binding
Source: RefSeq, a predicted model, not a curated record
CUGUAACAGGUGAAGCUCUUCUGAUCCAUCCGUGUCCACCUGCAGCUCACGGGUUUGGCUUCUGCGAGUGUCACAGAGGUGUCUGGUGACCACUGCUCUCUCUCAUCUCACACUCACACUCAACUAAUGGACUGCUUUGCCCCUCCCCUCCGAUUCUCCAUCUCGGACUGGGAGGUAGUGAGAGGAGGAGAGGAGGCAACAGCCCACCGUUCCCCUGGGCCCUGCUACACGGCUCAAUAGCUCAGCUCCUGGAUGGGAUCAUAACCCUGAGUGCUGGCCAAGAGAAGAGCCGCUUCUCCUCACGUCCAGAUUUGCUGCUGCAGGGUGGAGUUUCUCCCAGGAUAACAAAACUCACUCGAACCCCACCAUGGCUGACCGUAAGGUGGCCCCGGUUGCGGUUGCGCGUCUCGUCCUGGUCGCGCCAGCCCUGAGCGGAUGCCCAAGCGCCUGCCGCUGCUCCUUCGCCAUGCUUCAGUGCCUGGAGCCGGACGGAAUCAGCAGCAUCCCCGCGCUGGCGGCGCAGGAGAGCGAAAACGUCACUGAAAUAUACAUAGAGGGUCAAACCAACCUGGAGAACAUCACAGAUGUAGACCUCCCCAACUACAGAGAACUGAAGAACCUGACGGUCACAUAUUGUGGGUUGCUGUACAUCUCCGAAAAUGCCUUCCAGCAUAAUUUCAAGCUGCAGUAUGUAAACCUGGCCUUUAAUUAUCUGGCGCACAUCAGUUGGAGAGUGUUCCAAUCAGUCCCUCUGUUGAGUCUAGUCUUGAGGGACAAUUCGCUCACCUGCUCGUGUGACAUUUACUGGCUUCAGCAGUGGCACAGAAAAAGACAAAGUGACGCUGAUUCUCAACAAACCUGCAUCCACAACGGCAACAGCAUUCAGCUGGAUUCAUUUGAAAUGGAUAACUGCAGUAUUCCCGAGGUCACAAUUCACCCCUCAACACUGACCACUCAAGAAGGUGGAAAUCUGACAUUCACCUGUCUGGUGACAGGAGUACCAACACCGGUGAUCCGCUGGAGAACAGAGCACCUACAGUCCAACUGGACCCUGCAGCGAGGAAUCUGGGGAUCAAGCCUGGAGCUGAUUCUGUACAUGAGGAACGUUUCUUCUGGAGACAACCUGCACAACCUCACCUGUGAGGCGGAGAACCGGGCAGGAAUGGGAGAAGCCGUGGUGCAGCUGGACAUUGAAUUUCCAGUGCGGAUCUUGUUUCUAAAGGACCCAGAGCCGCAACAUCACUGGUGUUUCCCAUUCGCUGUGGACAGCAAUCCUCCCGCCAGCAUCAGAUGGCUGUACAACAACCUGCCUCUCAUUGAAACACGCUACUCCUACACCGAACUCAUCCGAGAUGCGGCUGACGGCUCCAUUCAACACGGCUGUCUGUUCCUCAACAAGCCCACGCACCUCAACAACGGCAACUACACGCUCAUCGUGGAGAACAAACUGGGCAGAGACCAGGCUACAGGCUACGGGAAGUUCAUGGACAAUCCUUUUGACCCCUCUGACCCGGAGGGCAUCAUUCCUGUCCUCACCGAUGACCCAACAGCUCCCACUAACCAGUCAACGGAGACAGAGAAACUGGAGAGCAGAGUGUUUGGGGUGUCGGUAGCAGUGGGUCUUGCUGUAUUCGCGUGCACAUUUCUGCUCAUCAUGGUUGUCGUCAUCAAUAAAUGUGGACAACACUCCAAGUUUGGCAUCCACCGUUCGUCUGUUCUAGGCACUGAGGAUGAUUUGGCCGUAUCUCUUCGCUUCAUGAACUUCGGUGCAAGUCCUCCGUCUUCAGAUGAUGGCACGCUGGAUUCUGGCUUGUCUAGUUUUGUAGAGAACCCGCAGUACUUCUGUGGCAUCAUCAAAGAUAAAGAUAUGUGUGUUCAGCACAUUAAAAGAAAAGACAUUGUUCUGAAGUGGGAACUGGGUGAAGGAGCUUUUGGUAAGGUGUACCUGGCAGAAUGUGCCAACCUCUGUCCUGAUACUGACAAGAUGCUGGUUGCUAUCAAGACCUUGAAAGUGGCCAACGAGUCGACCCGGCAGGACUUCCAGCGCGAGGCUGAGCUUCUCACGGUGCUGCAGCAUGAACACAUUGUGCGGUUCUACGGCGUGUGUACAGACGGAGAACCUCUAGCCAUGGUGUUUGAGUACAUGCGACACGGAGACCUCAACCGCUUUCUAAGGGCUCACGGUCCAGAUGCUCGUAUCCUGGAUGAGAUGAAGGUUCCUCCGAUGGGUCAGUUGACUCUACCUCAGAUGCUCCACAUCGCAGCUCAGAUCGCCUCGGGCAUGGUGUACCUCGCUUCCCUUCAUUUCGUCCACAGAGACCUGGCCACCAGGAACUGUUUGGUCGGAGAAGGGCUGGUGGUGAAGAUCGGGGACUUUGGGAUGUCGAGAGACAUUUACAGCACUGAUUACUACAGGGUCGGCGGGAGGACGAUGCUGCCCAUUCGCUGGAUGCCACCAGAAAGCAUCAUGUACAGGAAGUUCACCACGGAGAGUGACAUCUGGAGCUUUGGAGUGGUCCUUUGGGAAAUCUUCACAUAUGGCAAACAACCCUGGUAUCAACUAUCCAACAGUGAGGCCAUUGAGUGCAUCACACAGGGGCGAGAGCUUGAACGACCACGUACCUGCCCGAAGGAAGUGCAUCUCCUCAUGCAGGGCUGCUGGCAGAGAGAACCGCAGCAGAGGCUCGUCAUCAAGGACAUCUACAACCGCCUCGUGGCCCUCGUCAAGAACCCGCCCGUCUAUCUGGACAUCCUGGAGUAACAGCACCCUGAAAGCACCUGCAUGGAAAAGACAUACUUCUGGAAGCAGGCUGUUUGAAGAGGAAAGUCACUGGUGGGUUUUGGACGGACACAAUUCACAAACUGUCUCAGAUGUGCAGUAUGAACCUUUGCGGUGUUUUGUUGUGUACGUUUUAAUCCACCGGACGGUGUAAGAUUGUGUACAUGUGUUCAAAUUUAAAAAAAAAAGUAAAAGUAACGGACUGAGUAAAUGGACAGUGAAUUCUUUGAAUAUGCAUUAGUGGAAAUUGCUCAUGGAUCUUCAUGACUCACCCCUGAAGAGACACUGGAUUUUCUAUAUGAGGAUACUGAUGUCAAGGUCUUGUAAUUAAAGGUCAUUAAAGGUGAAGUGUGUAAUUUUUCUCAGUCCAGUCUAAUAUGCAGUCACGAUCGAUUUUCUCAUUAAACGUAAAAAAAAAAGUUUCCCUGUUUGUUAGUGCAUACUGCCCAGCCUGACAUAGCAACAGCCCAACCAAUGGCGUGAGUCUAGGGACGGGACUUUCUGUUUGUCUGACCAAUGGGGGCUUGUAUUACAGAAUUAUCCAAACUCAUAAUCCUAUUCUAUUUCUAGCCUAGGUUUUUUGUCUCGUUUCUAGGUAAAAUAUAUAGAAUUUCCUAAAUCAAGAAGAAUUUUCAUUACAAUUUUUUGCUUACCUCAUUGUAAGCAGAUUAUUUAGCUUGUUCUGAGCAAAACGUCACCUAAUUUUGACUUCUUUUCCUGAAAACAAUACAAUACUUUUACUUGUUUAAAAAAUCCUUCUUGAUGUAAGGAUUUGUAGAUAUUUUGGCUAGAAACAAGACAAAAAGCAUGUUUUGAGGUGCAUCUGUUUUGCUAAAUUUAUGAAGGUAAAAUUAAAAACUUUUUUAAACCCCAAAAAUGAGGUUUCUGCCUUAUUUUUAAUUUUUAAUUUAAAGAUUCAUAAAUCAAUAAGACACAUUUACUUGAGGUGCAAAAGAAAUGUCUUGAAGUGAGUUUGUGAUUGAAACAAAUAUCUACCAGGGCACUCAGAAAACUGAGCUUCAUUCAAAGAGGAAAACACUUUUAGAUAUUGAUAUAGAUAUUUGUUAGACAUUGUUAUUUUAAGCAUAAACCAGUGUUUAAGCAUAAACCAGCAGACUUCGUACCUUUGUUUUGCAUCUCAAGUCAAUGAAUCCUUAUUUAAGAGUUUCUAGACAUUUUCCUGUAAAAAAGAGACAAACAUACUCAUUAAGAACAUGAUUUUUGCAAUGCACGCAACAUUUAAUGCCACAAAUGAAUGAUUCAAUGCAUUCUAAAGGAAAGAAUUAUGAUUGGAAGUUUCUGUAAUACAACAUAUUUUAACAUGCAUUACAUACUUCACCUUUAACCAUCAUGUCCCUCCCCAAACAAAGACUCUUUAAGUUGCUGUGAUUUACACAUUGUGCCAAUCUGACCGCGUUUCUUUUCUGUGUCUUGCGAUUAUGAAUAUACUACAUCAGUCUGUUAUGCGUGAUUGACACGUGCAUGUAUUGUACAUCUCUCUAUGUUAAACAGCAACAUCCUGUUACGGCUCCGA